Macrobrachium nipponense is the source of this 2137-nucleotide messenger RNA. Its product is annotated as mitochondrial enolase superfamily member 1-like. Gene Ontology annotation, biological process: amino acid catabolic process; carbohydrate catabolic process. The transcript has 11 exons. Bases 368 to 1762 code for a protein of 464 amino acids. Lineage: Eukaryota; Metazoa; Arthropoda; Malacostraca; Decapoda; Palaemonidae. Gene Ontology annotation, molecular function: magnesium ion binding; L-fuconate dehydratase activity. The record is from RefSeq and is a predicted model, not a curated record.
GAGAAAGCAGCUCUGACGUUUAACUAAAAGUCAGGGACACCCCACGCAGUGUUGCUAGCAGUCUCUCAGUGAGAAACAGAACCUCAGUGAGAGGCAGAGGGAGAUAGAAGAGGAGAGAUACAUUAUCCCGUAAGGACGAUGAGAUAUUAAGAAAGUGGAACAUCACGAGAAGUGUUAAAUAAGGCCGAUAGAAAGACGAUGGUUUGUGUUCAAUUGGACGAGUAAAAACUUGGCGGUUACGUGCUUGGAAUCAAUAAUAAUAAAUAAUUUGACAGGACCAGGACCGUAGGAGGUGCUGACAACCGCCGCCCUGCAGUUGCAACUUCUCCUUCCCGGGCUGAGUUACUGACAGCGAUUUGAGCCAACAAUGUCCGCCAAUGUUGGUUGUGACGCAACAAAGGUCCGAGGACUCUCUGUUAGAGACAUCCGCUUUCCAACGUCCCUCCAAUCCGAUGGCUCCGACGCCAUACAUCCAGACCCCGACUACUCCUGCGCCUACGUCAUCGUGUACACGGAUUCGGACCUCAAGGGACACGGCCUGACCUUCACAAUCGGCAGGGGCACGGAAUUGGUGGUCCAAGCAGUGAAAUCUCUGGCUCAUGUGGUAGUCGGGAAAAAGCUGAAGGACAUCUUCACUAAUUUCUGUGUGACUUGGCGCCAGUUGACUUCUGAGUCUCAGCUACGAUGGGUGGGCCCCGAGAAGGGCAUCAUCCACUUGGCAGUGGCUGCCAUCGUCAAUGCCCUGUGGGAUCUGUGGGCACGGAUGAACUGCAAGCCCAUGUGGAAGUUUUUGGUCGACAUGGAACCUGAACAGUUGGUCUCCACCAUCGACUUCAGAUAUAUCGGCGAUGUACUGAAGCCCGAAGAAGCUGUGAAGAUGUUGAAGGAGAUGGAAAGCGGGAAGGAUGCUCGAGAGGUACACAUGAGACAGAAGGGGUAUCCUGCAUACACGACUGCAGCGGGGUGGCUAGGAUACUCCCAGGAGAAGAUAGAGCGUCUCCUGAAGCAGUACAUGGUGGAGGGAUGGAGACACUUCAAGCUCAAGGUCGGCCAGAACCUCCAGGACGACAAGAGGAGGUGUAAGAUCGUCAGGGACCUCAUCGGGAGUGAUAAGACCCUCAUGGUGGACGCCAACCAGAAAUGGGACGUGGACCAAGCCAUCGCUUGGAUGAAGGAAUUGGCCCCUUACAAACCCCUCUGGAUUGAGGAACCGACAAGUCCCGAUGAUGUUUUGGGACACCUGGAAGUGGCCAAGGCUCUGAAACCCCUCGGAAUCGGCGUAGCCAGCGGGGAGAUGUUCCAGAACAGAGUGAUUUUCAAGCAGAUGCUCCAGUCUGGAGCCCUCUCCUUCUGCCAAAUAGACGCCUGCAGAGUGGGUGGGGUGCCCGAGGUCUUGGCCAUAUACCUCAUGGCCAAGAAAUUCAAUGUGCCCGUGUGCCCCCACGCGGGGGGCGUUGGCCUUUGCGAGAUGGUCCAGCACCUCCAGAUUUGGGAUUACAUCAGCCUCUCUGGGACCACUAAAGACAGGCUGAUUGAAUACGUGGACCAUCUUAGAGGCCACUUCAAGUACCCGAGGGUUCUAAAGGAUUGUCAUUAUAUGCCACCUAUAAGCGCAGGAUACAGCGUGGAAAUGUGGGAAAAGACAUUGAUGGAUUUCGAAUAUCCUUACGGUCCCGAAUGGAAGAAGCUUUUCGCCAACGGGUCCUACGUGGAUCCUAGCGCCGCUCCUACGCCCGUUUGCGACCACACCCACGGGCUGUAAGCAGGCGUAGGACCAACAGGAAUAGCAGGAGCUAGCAGGAGCAGGAAAAAGUCCUAGCAAUAAGAAGGUGUUAUUGCAGUGUAUCUACUUAAUUGAUACCAAGAGGAGAAAUGGAAUAUUAAAUAAAUUUAAUUAUUAUUAUUAUUAUUAUUAUUAUUAUUAUUAUUAUUAUUAUUAUUAUUAUUAUUAUCUCAGAAAUUCUAGACAGUUGUUAGUGAUUUCUCAAAUUAUUAUUAUUAUUAUUAUUAUUAUUAUUACUUAUUAUUAUUAUUAUUAUUAUUAUUAUUAUUCUUUUAAGAUAAAGUUUCUUCAUUAUUGUUAUUCAAACUGUGCUGAUGCAGCUAUAAUUGUUAACUAAAUAUAUUAUCAUUAUAA